AAAUAGCUAGUAGAAUUUAUGAAUGUUUUCCGUAAUAAAUAUUAUUUACUGAAUACUGAAUAUUCAUGAGUAAUGAAUGUUAUUCAUUAAAGAUACAUCUUUCAUAAUGGCUUCAUCCAUCAUCGUUAAGUUUUAAAGAAUAGAAUCAGUUGUUAUAACUACUUAUACAAUUUAAUCUACAAUCAUGAAAACAUCACGAUUAAAUGUACAAAUUCGUACAAUUUACACUAACAUUCGUUUGCUAACAAAACCAUCCGAACUCUAUGAUCAACGGGUGAGUGAUGGUCAAUUAAUCAAUGAUGAUCAUCAACGUAAAAUCGUUAAACAGCUAGAUGAAGUGUAUACAUCAUUGAAAGAUUAUUCGCCACCAUCACAAAAUGUAAUUUCAAAAUUGUUUAGUGGACUGAAAGAACCUUUAAAUGGUGUUUACAUGCAUGGAUCAGUUGGAUGUGGUAAAACCAUGUUAAUGGAUUUAUUUUUUUCCUGUUGCGAAGUUGAAAAAAAACGAAGAGUUCAUUUUGAUGAGUUUAUGUUGGACAUUCAUAAUAGAGUUCAUAAUUUAAGAUUGAGCACUAAAAACAAUUUUGAUGCAAUUCCAAUGGUUGCUGAUACAAUAUUAGAACAAUCAUGGUUACUUUGUUUUGAUGAAUUUCAGGUGACUGACAUAGCAAAUGCAAUGAUAUUAAAACGACUUUUUACUGAGCUUUUUGAUAAAGGUAUGGUUAUGGUAGCAACCAGCAAUCGUAAACCAGAUGAUCUAUAUAAGAAUGGACUACAAAGGUUUUUAUUUUUACCAUUCAUACCAGUAUUGAAGCAACAUUCUAUAGUAGUAAAUUUGGAUUCUGGUAUUGAUUAUAGAGUUAUAAGAGCAAAAAGUGGAUACAAAUCAUAUUUUGUGCGAAAUGUUGAUACCAUAAAAGAUUUUGAAAACUCCAUUAAAAGAUUUACAAACAGUGAAAAUGAUACUGUUAGACCAAGAACAUUAAUUAUAAUGCAAAGGAAUCUUGUAUUCCAAAGAGUAUGUGGACAAAUCUUGGAUGCUUCUUUUGAAGAACUAUGUGAUAGACCUUUAGGUGCUGUGGAUUACCUAUAUUUAGCUCAAAUGUUUCAUACAAUAGCUAUUAGAGAUGUUCCUCAAUUGGAUUUAGAUUCAUUAUCACCAUUAAGACGUUUUAUUACUCUGAUUGAUACACUUUAUGACAAUAAGAUAUUUGUUCUAAUAUAUGCAGAUAAACCAGUAAAAGAAUUAUUUGUAGCUAAAAAAACAGGUGGAUUAGAUGAUGACCAAAAAGUCCUUAUGGACGAUUUAAAUUUACAACCCGAAUCGACCAAUGCUAAAGCCAAUGUAUUUACUGGUGAUGAAGAAAUAUUUGCAUUUGAUCGAACAGUAUCGAGGCUCAUAGAAAUGCAAUCAAUUGACUAUUGGAAAAAUAACCGUUCAAAAGUAUAAUCCUAAUAAAGUCGGUAUAAUAUUAUUAAUUGGUUACCAUUUUUAUAAUUCUGUUAAAAAAAUGUUGUUAUUUAUUUACUUGUUUAGUUAGAAUUAUUUUUCUAAUAAAUAUUAUUAUACAUAAUAUGAUUAAUAAUUAAGAACAAACUCAACUAUUUAGUUAUAGGUGUUUUAGUAUUUUGAAUAGCAUAUAAUUAUUAUAAUUAAGUGUUUAUUAGAUAAAAUGUAUUUAAUUUCUACUAUGAAAUCAUAUCAUAUCUUAAUGCAAUACAACCAGGCAUGUAUACAGGGCCGGUCAAACCCUUCCCCUCCCUAAAUAAUUUCGAAUAACGAGGAAAAAAUUACAGCACAAUUUUUAUUGCCAAAUUUUUUAAACCUCCCUGAAAUUAUUUUUUGUAUACGUGCCUGAAUGCAACUAUAAGUAUUAACUACAUAUGAAAAAAUAUUAAAAAUAUUAAAUGUACAAUUGUAUACUUUAAAAAUAUUCAAAUUGUACAUUAAAAAUAUUUUAAGGAAAAACAUUUAUGCUUUCUAUUUUAAAAAAAAAAAAGAGCACCGAAUAACUUAAAUUAAUAAUUAUUACUGUCAUAUUUAGUUAGGUGUAUUAUUAUUUUAGCUUUCUUUCCCACUUUUAAACAUAAGUAAUUUUCAAAUCCUCCAGAUAGGUUUAAUGUAUGCAGCAUAAUAUAUUAUGUAAAAUACCAUUUAUUAAAAAUAUUUUCUUUAUUUUAUAAAGAAACCUAUAAAAUAUCAUCAGAAUACUUAAUUAACAAAAAAUUAAUUAACCAGUAGACCUAUUAUUUUUGUAAACUACAUAAUAUAGCAUGUCAUCACUAGUAAUGAAGUCUGGUAGUGAGUAUGAUUGUAGCAUUUUUCAUUACAACUGCAUUUGAUUAAACCUAGUUACAAUCGAUAAUAAACUUCUAUAGUCAUAAUAUCUUUAUAAAUGUUCAUAUAUUAAAUCUUACAUUUAAUAAGUUAUUAAAUAAAAUACAAUUUAAAACAAAAAAUUGUUGUUUUUUUUUUUU
This is a messenger RNA of Rhopalosiphum maidis (corn leaf aphid), 2478 nucleotides long. Its product is annotated as putative ATPase N2B. Gene Ontology annotation, cellular component: mitochondrion; cytoplasm. The transcript has 8 exons. Gene Ontology annotation, molecular function: ATP binding; ATP hydrolysis activity. The coding region runs from base 185 to 1450 and encodes 421 amino acids. The record is from RefSeq and is a predicted model, not a curated record. Lineage: Eukaryota; Metazoa; Arthropoda; Insecta; Hemiptera; Aphididae.